This is a messenger RNA of Ambispora leptoticha, 861 nucleotides long. The record is from the annotation of a GenBank genome assembly. Lineage: Eukaryota; Fungi; Glomeromycota; Glomeromycetes; Archaeosporales; Ambisporaceae.
AUGUCUUUAGGUGAAGCCACCACAAACUGCGCACCAAUAUCAAACAAAUCAUUCUCUACAUCCUUGCAUCUAUUUCCCGAGUUGAAUUUCUUCACCUCACCUAUCGCAUAUCUUUCAAACUUCUCUCGCCGUCUUCUCAUUAAAGUAUUGCGCCAGGGCCCAAUACCACAACAUGUUGGGUUUGUGAUGGAUGGGAAUCGAAGAUUCGCAAAAAAAAUUCAGGUGCAAACAGGGGAGGGACAUUACAUGGGAUUUCAAAAGCUGGAGGAGGUUCUCGAAAUUUGCUUAGAAUUAGGCAUAAAGGUAGUGACUGUAUACGCAUUUAGUAUCGAGAAUUUUAAACGACCUAAGGAGGAAGUUGAUACUUUAAUGAAUCUUGCGCGUAAAAAAUUGAGAGAAUUAUACGAAAACAAUGAUGUAGUAAGUAAAUAUGGCGUUUCUAUACGUAUAUUAGGGAAUAAAACACUUUUGCCUGAAGAUUUGUUGAUCGAGAUGGAAAAAGCCGAGGAUGCUACAAAAAGAAAUAAUAGAACUAUUCUGAAUUUGUGCUGUCCAUACACGUCACGAGAUGAGAUAGCCACAGCAGUUAGAAAAGUAGUGAUACAGGUUGAAAAGGGAGAAACUAAUAUCAGUGAAAUCGACGAAAAAUUAUUAGACUCAAAAUUAUAUACAAACGGAUGCCCACCAUUAGAAAUUCUAAUUCGUACUUCCGGCGAGACCCGUUUGUCUGAUUUUCUAUUAUGGCAGUGUCACGAAAAAUGCAAUAUUCAUUUUGUUAAUUGUUAUUGGCCAGAAUUCAGUUUGUGGGAGAUGUUGCCAAUUAUAUUAGACUAUCAACGUGGUUUUUUGGGACGAAGAUAA